Penicillium maclennaniae is the source of this 1059-nucleotide messenger RNA. Its product is annotated as putative NAD binding Rossmann fold oxidoreductase. Gene Ontology annotation, molecular function: nucleotide binding. Bases 1 to 1059 code for a protein of 352 amino acids. The record is from RefSeq and is a predicted model, not a curated record. The transcript is spliced from 4 exons. NCBI's taxonomy places the organism in Eukaryota, Fungi, Ascomycota, Eurotiomycetes, Eurotiales, Aspergillaceae.
AUGGCCUCCAAGACUUACAACGUCGGUGUGAUCGGCUACGGCUUCAGUGCCAAGAUCUUCCACAUCCCCUUUGUGAAGCAGAUCCCCGAGCUCAAACUUUACGCUAUCGUGCAGCGCACUCCCAAGGCCAACGAUGAUGCGGAGAAGGAUCACCCUGGUGUCAAGUCGUUCCGUACGACGGACGACAUGGUCAAGGAUCCCGCGGUUGACGUCGUGAUCGUGACUACUGCCCCGGACUCCCACUUUGACCAGUGCAAGCUCGCCCUGGAGGCUGGCAAGCACGUGGUCUGUGAGAAGCCUUUCACACCCACCCACAAGGAAGCCGAGGAGCUCGUCGCCAUUGCCAACAAGCAGAACAAGCUUCUGGCCGUAUACCAAAACCGCCGCUGGGAUGCUGAUUUCGUGACCCUCUCCAAGCUGGUCAAGAACGGCUCGCUCGGCCGCAUCUCCGAGUUUGAGACUCACUUCGACCGCCACCGUCCCGAAGAACCCGCCGCCGAGUCUCACAAGUGGAAGAACAAGGUCAUCCCCGGUGGCUCAGCCAUCUACGACCUAGGUACUCAUCUCCUAGACCAAGCCGUGCACCUCCUUGGCCUCCCAAAGCGCGUGACAGCCUUCAUUGGCUCUGCCCGUGCCAGUAACAGCUCCGGAUUCGAAGACUCUUUCACCGUCCUUCUUCACUACCCCAACAACCUAAUGGUGACGGCCAAGGCGACCGUUGUCAGCCCCGAAGACGAGCAGCUUCGUUUCUGGGUCCGUGGCGAAAAGGGCAGCUUCAAGAAGUUCCACCUCGAUAUUCAAGAAGACCAGCUCAAGGCUGGCAUUAUGCCCCAGGAUAACGGCUAUGGUCGUGAGCCCAGCGAGCGCUACGGUACCCUAACGACCAUCCAGGAUGGAAAGCCUGUCAAGGAGGUUGUUCCUACCUACUACCGCAAGCUUGUUCGCGCCCUUGGCGGUGAGGGUGAUUUGCCCGCUAGCGGUGCUGAGGCUAGUCAAGUCAUUCGGUUGAUUGAGCUGGCUCGUGAAAGCUCUCACACUGGUCGGACUCUGGAUGUCUGA